Eurypyga helias (sunbittern) is the source of this 395-nucleotide messenger RNA. RefSeq names its product mitochondrial ribosomal protein S33 (gene MRPS33). Gene Ontology annotation, cellular component: mitochondrion. The record is from RefSeq and is a predicted model, not a curated record. NCBI's taxonomy places the organism in Eukaryota, Metazoa, Chordata, Aves, Eurypygiformes, Eurypygidae. Bases 37 to 357 code for a protein of 106 amino acids. The transcript has 2 exons.
UCUGGCUGUUGGUGUGUGCCUGCUCUUCCUUGGGACAUGUCCAAUGUAUCCAGUUACGCCCUUCGAAUGGCCCGGCUGAGUGCUCAGAUAUUUGGAGAAGUUGUCAGGCCAACUGACUCGAAAUCGAUGAAGGUAGUGAAGUUAUUCAGUGAGCAGCCUUUGGCCAAGCGGAAGGAGGUGUACAGCUGGUAUCCUCCCCACAACACCUACUACGCCCUCAUGAAUAAACUCCGUUACUUUGGUCUCUACAGGGAUGAGCACCAGGACUUUAAGGAGGAGAUGAGGCGAUUGAAAAAGCUCCGUGGGAAGGAAAAGCCAAAGAAGGGGGAAGGAAAGAGAGCUCUCAAGAAGAAAUAGUGCCACUUGGACAAUGUAAUGAACUACUCGGGAAAUGC